GUGCGCGCGGCGGCAGCGGAGGCCCCCGCGCACGUGUCUCCAAGGCGACGGGCGGCGACCAUGAGGCGGCCGAACGUGCUGAUCACUGGCACACCAGGAGUUGGGAAAACCACGCUGGGAAAGGAGCUGGCGGCGAGAGCAGGGCUGAGCUACGUCAACGUGGGGGACUUGGCCAAGGAAGGAGAGCUGUACGAAGGCUUUGAUGAGGAGUAUGACUGCCCCAUUUUGGAUGAAGACAGGGUGAUUGAUGAGCUGGAGGACAGGAUGAGCGAGGGAGGGGUGAUUGUGGAUUACCACGGCUGUGACUUCUUCCCCGAGCGCUGGUUCCACAUUGUGUUUGUGCUGCGCACAGAGAAUUCCUGUCUGUAUGACCGACUGGAGAGCAGGGGCUACACAGGGAAGAAGCUGCAGGACAACAUUCAGUGUGAAAUUUUUCAGACUCUAUAUGAGGAAGCUGUGUUGUCAUAUAAAAAGGAAAUUGUACACCAGUUACCCAGCAACACUCCAGAGGACCUAGAGAGAAAUUUGGAUCAAAUUAUGCAAUGGAUUGAGCAAUGGAUAAAGGACAACAACUGACUUCUGAUGAAACAGUAACUGCUGGAUCACUUCUUGGGAGGGAGGUUUUAAUAAAUGCUAUUCAUAAAUCUUGUAUUAUAAAUGAACAUGAAUUUUAUUGUAAAUGCCUAGGGAGUAGAAGAAGGUUCAAAGUAGCCAGGUUGUGAGGAUUUGUAACAGCACCCUGAGAGAGAAGAGGAGAACUGAUGCAAAUGACUGAAAGGGUAAAAAUGAGGCGGUUGUCCUGAAUAGCAGGAGUUGUGUUCAGUAACUAAGAAUUCUUUGGACCUUACAAUUAAAACCAAACCAUUAAUUCCCUGCAAGAAAACUGUAAAAUCCUGAUAGCAGGUGGCAGUUGAGGCACUCCUGAUUUCCAGAGGAUGGAACAGUGUCCUAGAGUGUUCUGAUGCUGAGUUGUGGGACUAAAAUCUGCUGUGCUUCACUGUGGCCUUGGGGGUGUAAGGAUAAUGCAGAGUGAGAGGGUUUGGUACAGGCUAAGGUUGGUUCUUUGCUUUGGAAGGAAAAGAAGUGAUGCAAGAGUUAUUUUAAAAUGGUUGCACAGAGCUUUGGAGAUUCCUUGAUGCCUUCAUGUGUAAGGAGACAUCAGAUGUGUGAGCACUGGUCUGGAGUCUUUAAAAAUAAACUUUAUUUUUCCUUUUUUCUCUGUCUUUCCCAUCCCCUGUCCUAGUCAUGGAAUGUAUACAUCACUGCAAGAUUACCCAAGAAAUGCAUCACUUGUCAGGAUAGACCUGCAGUCAUCCUAAAGGUGGUCACAGAUAAAACACUGGCAGGGAUCUGUUCUGAUUGUUGUUAAAGCCUGUGCCCCAGGGGGGCAGGGCUGCUCAAGGAAGAGAAAACCUUUUUUCAGAGAAAAGCUGCUUGGAAAGAAAGCCUUGUGAAAGAUUCUGUAAAAAGUGCUUGCUUAUAAACCCUUUAUACGUGAAUUUGGAUAGUAAAACAACUUUCUUGAAAA
Messenger RNA from Prinia subflava (tawny-flanked prinia), 1528 nucleotides. It is a transcript of the gene AK6, whose product is annotated as adenylate kinase 6. The record is from RefSeq and is a predicted model, not a curated record. Gene Ontology annotation, molecular function: ATP hydrolysis activity; ATP binding; AMP kinase activity. The transcript is spliced from 5 exons. Gene Ontology annotation, cellular component: cytoplasm; nucleus. NCBI's taxonomy places the organism in Eukaryota, Metazoa, Chordata, Aves, Passeriformes, Cisticolidae. The coding region runs from base 61 to 576 and encodes 171 amino acids.